AUGGGUGAGCUCAAGUUCUUUCUAAGAUUGCAAAUCAAGCAAUGCAAGGAUGACAUCUUCAUCAACAAAUCCAAGUACACAAAGAAACUUCUUAGAAAGUUUGAAAAGGAAAGAUGCAAGAUUGUUAAAACACCAAUGAGCACAUCAAUAAAGUUGGGCAAGGAUGAGAAGGGUAAGCUUAUUGAUGAGAAGAAAUAUAAAGAUAUGAUUAGUUCUCUACUUUGUCUCAUAGCUUCUAGACCCGAUACCAUGUGUAGUGCAUGUGCUCAUUUUCAAUCUAGUCCUAAAGAGUUUCACUUGCAUACUGUUAAGCGAACCAUGCAUCUAGGUCUUUGGUAUCCAAAGGAUACAUCUUUUGACAUAACUGGCUUCUCCAAUCCCGAUUAUGCGAGUAGUCUCUUAGAUAGAAAAAGCACUUCUAGAACUUGUCAUUUUUUAGGAGAAUGUCUAUUUUCUUAG
Ricinus communis (castor bean) is the source of this 459-nucleotide messenger RNA. RefSeq lists its product as uncharacterized. NCBI's taxonomy places the organism in Eukaryota, Viridiplantae, Streptophyta, Magnoliopsida, Malpighiales, Euphorbiaceae. The record is from RefSeq and is a predicted model, not a curated record. Bases 1 to 459 code for a protein of 152 amino acids. The transcript has a single exon.